Cylas formicarius (sweet potato weevil) is the source of this 3008-nucleotide messenger RNA. Its product is annotated as early endosome antigen 1-like. The transcript has 14 exons. The record is from RefSeq and is a predicted model, not a curated record. Lineage: Eukaryota; Metazoa; Arthropoda; Insecta; Coleoptera; Brentidae. The coding region runs from base 548 to 2956 and encodes 802 amino acids.
UCUAGUUUUCACAUUUGCUUGCCUGUGCGAUAAUCAUGAAUUCCGUGUGGAGCGCAGUGUUUUUGAUCAAUCAAUCAAUAAGAGCAGCGAACCGCUCAACCUAAAAGCGAAAAAUAAAAACGCAGAUAUCCAGAUUAACAACUCUCAUAAUAACGAAGAAGAGGAAGAUUUGCAAGACAAAAUUCGGAUUCAGGCCGAAUUACAAGAUCUCCUAACGGAAAAUCUAGAUGAUUUUAAAUAUGAUGAUGAAGAAAGUACUGUGAAUUCAUCUACAAAUAUUUCCCUGGUUGAUGAGGAUUCACAGAAAUACAAACAGGCUUUAACCCCUAAUGAUCAGUUGAAGGUUCUCUAUGAUGUGGAAAAAAGGAAAAACUUUGCUUUGAAGGAAGCAUUUGACAAAUACAAAGAUGAAAAAGAAAAAGAAAUCAAUUUACUUCGAAAUCAGUUGCUUUUGUCUGAACAGGAGAGAAGACAAUGUCAAGUAUCAUCAAAAAAUUCUCAAGAUCUGUUAGUUGAAAAGACUAAUACAAUAAAAAACCUGGAAAAUAUGUUGCAAAAGCAAGAAAUAGAAAUGCAAGGGCUAAAACAAAUAAUAAAAAAUCAUGAAACUGAUAUAAAUGUGUAUAAAGAGCAAAUCACAGAACUAGAAAUGAAGUUGCAAAGUCAAAAUGGUCCAUUUAAUCUCAAUUUUAAGUACAACUCGGAAGAACUACAAAAAUCAUUGCAAAAUAAAAUAUCACAAUUAGAAAUUUCAUUGGAAAAACAAGAUAGAAGCAUUCAAAUUUUAGAAGCUGAAAAACAACACCUAAAGGAAGAAUUGGGUAUUAUAAUUAGGGAAAGGGAUCAAUUGCAGCAUGAUAAUGCAAUUAUAUUAACAAACUGUGAUGAGGCACAACAGCAAUGUCAAGAUCUUUUGAAUGUGAUUGAAAUGGCGAAGAGAGAACAUGAUCACUUAAAAGAAUCAUUGGAGCACUCGGGACAUCACAGCAGGAGUUUUGACUUUAGCAAAAUAGAAUCACAGGAUCCCACAACCCUUGCAAAACAUCUUGAAAAAUUGAAGAAAAUGUUAGUUGAUAAAUCAUAUGAAAUUGACAGUUUGAACGCUAAGCAAAAACACUAUGAAAAAGAUCUUCAAGAAUUGUUAACUUACCGGCAGUUAAAAUGCGAUAUGUAUAAAAAGGAAUUUGAGCACUGCAAUAACUCGAGCCAUACGAGAGAUUUUCUGCUAAUGCAAAAUGAUCUUCAAAAUUACCAAAGAACAAUUGAUGACAGGGAUCAGCAAAUUUUGAAUCUCAAUUCGAUGAAUAAAGAUCUGCAGGAGAAAAUCAAAAACAUGAUCCAGCAGACACGCAAUGAGAUACAAAAUUUUUCCCACAAAUACAGUAUGCCCCAACUAACAAGCAUGAGCGAAGAAUUAACAAAAGCGACAGAGACAAACAGAGAACUAAAUAAAAAACUACUUGAAUCUGAAGAAAAACGCCAUUCAUUAUUGCAAGAGCUAACUAGUAAAAUCACAAGCAAUGAAAAUGAAUCAAGAGAAAUCACUCAAUUGCUGGAAAAUGAAAAGGAAAAAAAUAUGAAGCUUUCAGAAGAAUUAAAAGAAUAUAAAGACUGUGUCAGCAAGCUAAGUGGAGAAGUAAGCGAAUUAAAAGUACACAAUGAAAAUCUUAAAUCUAUAACCCCAAAAAAAACUACCGGAGAUUCAAAUUUGAAGACGGAAUAUGAUCAGCUCAAAAGUCAGCUCAGUCAAGUGUUGCAAUACAUACAGAAGAACAAAUCUGAGGAAAAUUGUUCAGAUUUGGCAGAAAGCAUAAAAUCAGAAAUGGAUGAUUUUUUAAAUCAAUCAGAUGAGCGCAUUGAAAAGGGUAUUCUGGAAGAAAAAAUAAUUAGCUGGAAGAAAUUGUUAGAUAAUAUUAAGGAAGAUAAAGCUUUGAAGCGUCAGCAAAAGGAAGUGGUAACAAAUUUGCAGCAGUCUCAAGAAAGAAUAAAGGAGCUUGAAGAUUUGCUUCAGGACAUGAAAAAUGCUGCUACUAUAGCGGAAGGUGAAAAGUGCAGUAUCAAAUUUGAGUUGAGAAAUUGUGUUAAGCAGCUGCAAGAGAGUCAGAAUUUAUGCAAAAAUUUAGAACUCCAACUUCAGCAGAAAGAAGAUAAUAUAACAGUUUCCCAAGAACUAGAAAAUCUAAAAACCAAAUUGGAACUUUUACAGAAGGAUAAUGUGGCCAAAGAAAACUGUCUUAAAGUGAGUGAGCAAGCAAAAAAUGAAUUGAAUAAUUUAAUUGAUAAAAUGAGAGGUGAAUUGGAGCAUGUGACGAAGGAAAAAUUAAAAUUAGAAAAUAUGGUUGCCAACAGAUCUCUAGAUAAGGAAUUACAGGGUGUCCAUCAUGGCCUUGAAGAGAGACCAGGUUCAGAAAAAAAAAUUGAGCUUCAAGCUGAAUUAAUCAAAUGUGAGCUGAAAUUAAAGGAUGAGCUUCAAAUAGAAUAUCAAAAAAGGAUUAGGGAUAUUGAACGGCAAUACCAACAAUCCUAUCACGAGAAAAUGGAAUUGUGCAAGCGGCAGGCAGAGCAAUUGCAUGAGCAGGAUCAGAGAUAUAGGGAACAUCUUAAACUGGUGAUGUCGGAAUGCUCAAAAUGUACUCAAGAAUUGGAAAAUGAGAAACUCGAAAUUGUUGAGAGAUUAAAUUUACUACAAGAUAAGUUUGAAAAGUAUAAACAAAGUGUUGUGUCAAAUGAAGAGAAAUAUUACGGUCUGUUGAUGAAAAUGGAGCAGGACACUGUAAAAAACGUCAAUGCUUGGAAGAAAUGGUCCAAGCAAGUCGUAAGCAGCUGUUUGAACAUUGAUGAACUGAAUAAAAAGACUACAGAUAAAAUACUAACUGAUAUGAAAUCCUAUGAUGCCGAGGUUACCAAUAUUGAAAAAUUAUACAACGACAAAAUUAAGAAAAAGCAAGCCAAAUAAGUUAUGUAUUUAAGAGCAACCAUCUUUAUAAUGUAUUUAAUAAAAGUUUUUC